UUGGUCAACAAAAUACCAACUCAUCUCCCAUAAGCCGCCUUCCUCUUCUCCUCCUCCGGUUUUCUCUCCCCCACAAGAUCUCCUCCGCCCCUAACGGAUUCCGUCAACCCAGAUGCCAGUCUAACCCCUCCGUUCCGUCACCAUGCAGCAGUCCUCAAAAAAUCGCCGAAAAGUCGCCCCCGUCACCUCUGACACCCCCGAUUCCUCGGACAAGCAAGACCACCACCACCUCUCCUCGGCUAUCUGCAACGGCGAGGACCUCGGACCCUUCGUACGGAAAGCCUUCGCCUCCGGCCACCCUGAGACCCUCCUCCACAACCUCCGCCACUUCUCCCGCUCCAAGGAAUCCGAGAUCGAAGAUCUCUGCCGGGCCCAUUACCAGGACUUCAUCCUAGCCGUCGAUGAUCUCCGAUCCCUCCUCUCCGACGUUGACUCCCUCAAAUCGUCCCUCUCACACUCCAAUUCCCUUCUUCAGUCCGUCGCCGGUCCUCUCCUUUCUUCCCUCGACGCCUUCAUCGAGGCUCGCAGCAUCGCCCGCAAUGCUACCCUUGCUUUAGAUGCCGUCCGAUUCUGCGCUCGCCUCACCGAGCUUUGCUCUCGCGCCAACGCUCACCUCACGUCGGGCCAGUUCUAUCUCGCUCUGAAGUGCGUCGAUGCAAUCGAGCGCGAUGCUGACAAGACGCCGUCUUCAGCGCUGCGGCGGAUGCUCGAGAAGCAGGUCCCGGCGAUCCGGGCCCACGUCGAGCGGCAGACGAGUAAAGAGUUCGGCGAUUGGCUGGUCCAGAUCCGCGUCGUGAGCCGCAACCUCGGGCAAUUGGCGAUCGGGCAGGCGUCAUCGGCUCGCCAGCGGGAGGAGGAGCUCCGGAUCAAGCAGAGGCAAGCGGAAGAGCAGAGCCGUCUCAGCCUCCGCGACUGCGUUUACACCUUGCACGCGGAUGAUGAUGAUGAUGAGGACGAGGAUGCGGCUGGCGAUGAUGAUAAGGAUAAGUACGGACGGCUGGGAUUCGAUCUGACGCCUCUCUACCGGGCCUACCACAUCCAUCAAACUCUAGGCCUCCAGGACCGGUUCAAGCAGUACUACUUUGAGAACCGGAAGCUGCAACUGACGUCGGAUUUCCAGGUAUCUUCCAUGACACCAUUCCUCGAAUCGCACCAGACGUUUUUCGCUCAAAUCGCUGGAUUUUUCAUCGUCGAGGACCGGAUUCUGCGGACUGGCGGUAGUUUGAUCUCGAAGAUUGAGGUUGAGAACCUGUGGGAGACUGCUGUGAGCAAGAUGUGUUCUGUCCUAGAAGAUCAGUUCUCGAGGAUGCAGACAGCGAAUCAUUUGCUGUUGAUCAAGGACUAUGUAAGCCUGCUCGGUGUCACGCUGCGGCGGUAUGGGUACCCUGUCGAUGCUUUGCUGGAUGUGCUGAGCAAGCACCGGGACAAGUACCAUGAGCUUCUGCUGUCAGAUUGCCGGAAGCAGAUUGCGGAAGUGGUUGCGGCUGAUAAGUUUGAGCAGAUGCUAAUGAAGAAGGAAUACGAGUAUUCAAUGAACGUGCUGUCGUUCCAGAUACAGACGUCUGAUAUCGUGCCAGCAUUCCCUUAUGUAGCCUCAUUCUCAUCUACAGUCCCGGAUUGCUGCCGGAUUGUGCGGUCGUUUAUCGAGGAUUCUGUUAGUUUCAUGUCAUAUGGGGGGCAGUUAGAUUUCUAUGAUGUCGUGAAGAAGUACUUGGACCGGCUAUUAGGGGAAGUCUUGGAUGGUGCUCUGUUGAAGCUUAUUGGAUCAUCUGUACACGGUGUGUCCCAAGCGAUGCAGGUGGCGGCAAAUAUGACGGUUUUAGAGCGGGCCUGUGAUUUCUUCUUCAAGCAUGCUGCGCAGCUGUCAGGGAUUCCUUUGCGGAUGGCAGAGCGGGGCAGGCGGCAGUUUCCGCUAAAGAAUGCCCGCGAUGUAGCUGAGGAGCACCUCGCUGCACUGCUCCAGGCAAAGGUCGAUGAGUUCAUGGUGCUGACGGAGAGUGUGAAUUGGAUGGCUGACGAACCCCUGCAGAAUGGGAAUGAAUAUGCGAAUGAGGUGAUCAUCUAUUUGGAGACAUUGGUUUCGACUGCGCAGCAGAUAUUGCCAGUUCAAUUGCUCAAGCGGGUUCUACACAGCAUCCUCUCUCAUAUAUCAGAGAAGAUCGUGGGAAUCUUUCUUGGGGAUUCUGUUAAGAGGUUUAAUGGGAAUGCCGUUAUGGGGUUCGAUGUUGAUCUACGGCUGCUUGAAUCGUUCGCGGAAAACCAAUCUCAUCUGUUUGCGGAUUCAGAAGCUGAUGCAAACCAGUUGAAGCAGGCAUUUGCAGAGGCAAGGCAAUUGAUCAACCUGCUUAUGAGCAAUCAUCCAGAGAAUUUCCUCAAUCCAGUGAUUAGGGAAAAGAGUUACAAUGCUUUGGAUUAUAGGAAGUUGGUGGUGAUUUCUGAGAAGUUCCGGGAUUCUUCAGAUAGGCUGUUUGGGAGCUUUGGGGGAAGGGGGUUGAAGCAGAAUCCAAAGAAGAAAUCUCUAGAUGCUUUGAUAAAGAGACUCAAGGAUGUGAGCUGAAUAGUGGAUAAUGCUGUGUAUGAACAGCACUUGUGUUUGGCUGCUGCGACAACUUGUUGAAUCUUUGAUGCCGUCUCUACCCCUUUGUCUCCAUUUUCCUUGGUGGUAUCAUCUUGUGGCUCUUCACAGUAGUUGAGGAAUUUACAUGGGCAUAAUGGUUGGAACAUGGCUACUACCUGGAGACUUAAAGCAAGAAACAUCACCACACACUCUCUGUGAGUCCUCUAUUAUGCAGACAUUACCACAAGUCUCCAUGACUUUAUGGCACAACCUGUUAGUUAUCUUGGGAGCAUGCAGGUUAUUUUGAGCCCCUGGUAUGGUUGCAUGAGGUGGAGUGCCACAUGAAGAAAGAACAAAAGAAAGCACAUCGAUGUAGGAUACUAUGGCAAAGAUUACUGUCAUAAGGGCUCCUUAUUCCUGAAUGAUCAAAAGAUUGCUGUCUUGUUGGGUGUAUUGGUGUUCCAUGUAGGAAAAACUGUUUACAGUGUAUAAUGGUUUAUUUAUUUGUAUGGUUGUGUUCCACAUCAUCUUUUGCUAA
Magnolia sinica is the source of this 3095-nucleotide messenger RNA. RefSeq names its product exocyst complex component SEC15B. The transcript is spliced from 2 exons. Lineage: Eukaryota; Viridiplantae; Streptophyta; Magnoliopsida; Magnoliales; Magnoliaceae. Gene Ontology annotation, cellular component: exocyst; membrane. Gene Ontology annotation, biological process: exocytosis; Golgi to plasma membrane transport; intracellular protein transport. The record is from RefSeq and is a predicted model, not a curated record. The coding region runs from base 143 to 2557 and encodes 804 amino acids.